AUGAGCUUUACCUCUUAUCUCCAGGCGAGCCGCUUAACGGUGAUCGGAGCGAAAUCUCCGGUAGAUCGCCGCCGUAGAGCGCUUGAGAGAGUGGAUAAAGAGCUCUCCAGAGGAAAUUACGAAUCCGCUCUCUCUCUCGUCAAGCAGCUCAAAGGAAAACAUGGCGUCCUCUCUGCCUUCGGCUCCGCCAAAUUGCUUCCCAAGAAACUAACAGUAUUGGAGAAAUUCGAUCGACCGGAGCUUGUGUCUUUGAUUGAUUCAGUCUCGAGGAGCAUUGAAUCGGUUUCUUCAGAAGAGAUUUCAGUGAGAAUAUCCAAAGAGGACGAAACAAAAACGUCACCUGAAGAAGAUUGGUUCUCUAUUGUGCAGCACGAAUCUGGGCAUUUUCUCGUUGGUUACUUGCUUGGGGUUCUUCCAAGACGUUAUGAAAUACCAAAUGUGGAAGACAUGAGGCACAAUGUGUCCAGUGUGACCGGGAGAGUUGAAUUUGUAGGUUUUGAGUUCCUCAAAGAAGUUGGUGCUGCAAACCAGUUUAUGCAAGAUCAUGUCCACACACGAUACAAACACUCUAUCGAGACACUGAACAACUUUUCAUGUGUGAUACUUGGAGGAAUGGUGACAGAACACAUACUAUUCGGAUACUCGCAAGGUUUCUACUCAGAUGUUGACAAGUUGAACAAUGUUCUGCGAUGGCGAGGAUUGACAGAAUCAGAAAAGGAAGAUCAUAUAAGAUGGGCUGCUUCAAACACCGUCUCUUUACUACAUUCUCACAGUGAAGCAAGAGCAUCACUUGCAGAAGCAAUGUCUAAAACUAAACCUAUUGGUGCUUGUAUUGAAGCUAUCGAAUCCGCAAUUUCCAGACAUCAAAUGUAA
Messenger RNA from Microthlaspi erraticum, 873 nucleotides. Lineage: Eukaryota; Viridiplantae; Streptophyta; Magnoliopsida; Brassicales; Brassicaceae. The record is from the annotation of a GenBank genome assembly.